Molecule: messenger RNA, 3204 nt
Organism: Habropoda laboriosa
Lineage: Eukaryota; Metazoa; Arthropoda; Insecta; Hymenoptera; Apidae
Product: Niemann-Pick C1 protein-like
Exons: 9
Cellular component (GO): membrane
Source: RefSeq, a predicted model, not a curated record
AUGGAGAGUGACAGUCGAUUGUUCGCAGAGUUGGACAAAAGUUCCGUGCACAGGCUUCUUCAAAUGGAGUUAUUCGUCUUCGACUGCAUGUUCUUCUUUACGUUCCUAUAUCUAUUUGUGUACUUAAUCGGUCGUCAGAUUUAGAGGUUAGGUGGCCACUGUCCUUCACCCGUUGCGAAGGACUGUAACCAAGACAGCGAAUCGUAUUGCUUCGCAUUGCAAAAUCGAAUCUUCUUUCCUCAUAGUUUACUGUCCGCGUUUACGUGAAACGCGCGUAAAAUUCAACCAUGAGACGAAGAGCUACAAUGGUGCUGUAAUUAAGUUUCAGUGUCGAAAAGAUGGAAAUAGAGGAGAGAAUCAUUCGUAAACGAAGUAUACGCAGCUAUCUGCAAAGUGUGCCGCAACGUUGGUCAGAAAUAGUCGAACAUUUCUUUUAUCAACUUGGUCUAAAAAUUGCUCGACGACCGUUGAAAUGGCUCAUUGGAAGUACUGUGAUAGUGUUAAUUUCCCUUUCUGGUUUAUAUUGCUUUCGUCAGGAGAAAAAUCCUGUGAGAUUAUGGGUUCCACAGAAUUCAGAUUUUGUUCAUGACACAGAAUGGAUGUUUGAACAGUUUGGACAGGGAUUGAGAAUGGAAGGUAUGAUACUGACAGCUAACAAUGUCUUGGAACCGGAAGCUCUUGCCAGGUUGAAUGAAAUAACCAAGCAGGUUAUUUCUACUCAAACUCCUGAUCAAAUUACGUGGACAGAUGUAUGUUUCAAAGUGCCUGUCAUAUCAGGUAUUGUACAUAGAAAAAAACGCAGCCAUCAACUUGAUAAUUUCUUUGACAUUGAACCUGAGGUACAAAUUAAUAGUACUAAGUUUGAACCUGCAGUUCAUGCUGAUUCUGAACUCUAUUGUAAUAUAGUCAACAACUUGCCAAAAGCUUGCCUUUUAAAUAGUAUCUUGGAUAUAUGGGAAUAUGAUACUAAUGCAAUUCUUCAAAAAACUACAGAGGAGAUUGUCAAGGAUGUAAAUACAGCAAAAGUGAGCCCCACUUUGGGUCAUCCACUAAACUUUACAGAAUUACUGGGUGGCAUAACAAAAGAUGAAAAGGGUAGAAUUAUCUCAGCUAGAGCUGUAAAAACACAAUGGGCAGUUUAUAUAAAUCUUUCAGAAGUGGAUAUGAAUAAUUAUGGCAACGAUGUUGGAACUGCUGAUUGGGCAACAGAUGAUGUACUAAAGUGGGAACUUGCUUACUUAAAUGUAUUAAACAAAAAUGCGAGGUUAUUAAAUAAUAAGAAAGAUGCAAAUCAUACAUUAUCCCUUUUGUAUGAAGCUGGUAGAAGCUUCGGAGAUGUUACUUUUGUAACAAUGUUCGGAAAUAUUGAUAUAUUAUCAAUAGGAUUCAUUUUGAUGUUCUUCUACGUUCUAGUCAUAUUUUCGGAUUACAAUUGGGUGGGAUGGAGAGUCUAUCUCACUGUUGUCGGUCUUUUGUGCGUCGGUGGUGCUUUUAUAGUUUCAAUCAGUGUAUGUUCCGUUCUUGGAAUCCCAUACGGACCUGUACAUACUUCUUUACCAUUUUUAUUAUUGGCUCUCGGAGUAGACGAUAAUUUUUUGAUAAUGGCUUCUUGGAAAGAAAUACAUGCACACAAUUAAAACAAAAAAAAGCCACUAGAGGAGAGAGUAGCUCUAAUGUUAGGACAUGCAGGCUCAGCUAUUAGUAUUACUUCUCUUACCGAUGUUGUUGCGUUUAUUAUCGGUGCUUCUACAAUAUUACCAUCGCUUCAAUCAUUCUGUAUAUACGCGGCGUUUGGAGUACUACUGACGUUUUUAUUUCAAAUCACGUUUUACGUUGCCUUUUUUUCCAUCGAUGCUCGACGAAUCGAGAAUAAAAGAAACUCGUUACUGCCGUGCAUCGUUCAUGAAAAUUUCACACAAAAAUUCAUCAGUCCACAAGAAGAACUUCCCGCAAAGUUGAUAACCAAAUUGUAUUCAAACGUGGUUCUAACGAUGCCCGGAAAAAUAUUGAUAGUAUUAAUAACAAUAGUUACAGCGUCGGCUGGAAUUGUGGGCUUGUUGCAAUUGCAACAAUGGUUCGAUCCAGCCUGGUUUAUACCAAGCCAUUCGUAUCUAAGCAAAUAUAUCAACGUACGUCGCGACGAAUAUCCAGAACAUGGUUACGAAGCGAUGAUUCUUAUGGGAGAUUUCAACUAUACAGCGGAAUUUCCAAAAUUGCUAAAUCUCGUGGAUAGAUUCACGAAUUUAUCAACCAUACAAAGCAUACAUCCUUGGCCCCAGGAUUUCACGAAAUUCGUCUGGGACUACUAUCGAAGAGACUUGAAAAAUACAAUACUCGAGGAUACGGAAUUUCGCCAUUAUUUAUCCAAGUUCUUGUUCAGUCGAAACGGUGGCAAAUAUCAGAGGAACUUCCGUUUCAAAGGAGAUUUAACGUGCGGCGAAAAUACUCCGGCGAUUUUAGUAACUACCAUAGAUUUUCUUUUCAAACGAUUUCACGGUCCGCAUCAGUGGAUUCCAGCUAUGGACGACAGCAAGCAAGCGACGAAGGACGUUGGAAUCGACGGUUUUGUCACUGUUUGGAGCGAAGUGUUCAGCUUAUGGGUAACCGACAAACUCAUCGCGCAGGAAGUUCAGCGAAACGUUUUAUUGGCGUUAUUUUGCGUGAUGGGAAUGACAGGAUUGUUGAUCGCCGAAUUACAAACUUGCUUCUGGAUCUUCUUGUGUGUACUCCUCACACUUUUGAACGUCUGUGGAUUCAUGUAUUUUUGGGGCUUGACGAUAGACAUUGCGUCUUGUAUCGGUUUGGAACUUGGCAUUGGAUUAUGCGUGGACUAUGCAGCUCAUGUUGCACAUGCAUUCAUAAAUGCUGCAUCUGAAAGAGGAAGCGAAGAUCGUACAAGAAGAGCACACGUUGCGGUGAGAUACAUUGGUGCUGCAGUUGCAUACGGUGCCGGUUCGACGUUGCUCGCGCUCUCUAUGAUGGCGUUUUCGGAGAGUUAUGUGUUUCAUGCAUUUCUGAAGAUUUUCAUCUUGGUGAUACUGUUCGGUCUCUGGCAUGGAUUAUUCCUUCUGCCUGUGAUAUUGAGCACAAUCGGACCGCGAAGUCUACGAUCGCAUACAGUACCCCCUCAAUCACCUGAGAAAGUCGAGGACGCAGGUGACAAUGUGACGAGUCCGUUGAACAAAGAAACGGAAAGUUAAAGAG